Drosophila santomea is the source of this 398-nucleotide messenger RNA. RefSeq lists its product as uncharacterized. The transcript has a single exon. NCBI's taxonomy places the organism in Eukaryota, Metazoa, Arthropoda, Insecta, Diptera, Drosophilidae. Bases 143 to 271 code for a protein of 42 amino acids. The record is from RefSeq and is a predicted model, not a curated record.
UUCAAGUUGUCAGUCACAGUCUGAAAAGUUCGUCUCUACGAGUCACAAUAAAUAUUCUUGAUUAAAGUUCGAUACGUAAUACAUCACAGCUUAACACAUUUCGCAAGCUUCUGAAUUGCUGACAUUAUACUAUCUCAUUUCGAUGGAUCGCGUCGUUGGCAAUUUUGAGAACAAGUUUAAGCAUUUGGUGAAGGCUGAAAGCAAGGGAAUGGCCCUGAAGCUGGUGGGAUUCUAUGCCGUCGGCUGGACGCUGCGCAAGUUGGUCAAGUGAGAAGCACUUGUCUCCAGUCUCCAAGGAUCCAUUCAAAUGCCCUGCUAAUUGAUAGUCAGUCGUUUCUGUUCUGUACCUCCGUUUUAAAUUCAAUGUACGAAUAAAUGGUGGCCUCACCUCAAUAUCA